AUGUACAUCAAUCUUCAUAUUGCAUCACGAGAAUAUGUAAAUACAUUCCGGUUUUCGAUCAUAUUAAAGAAAAGAUCAAUAUCAAUUUCAUUUGGUUCAGGUAUAUUGGAAUUCAAUCCUCAACUAGCUGGUCAAGACGUAACUCCAGCCAAUCUCGAGUUCGGCUCUGUGUCAUCUCGACGCCGGGAACGGCGAGAAAAAUCCGCUAGUGCUGCAUCAACAACACCAGGUCAUCAACAUCCAUUUUAUACCCAUCAUACUUCAUCAUUUACUGCAAUAAACGAUGAAACAGCACCAUCGACAAAUCAAACUCCAUCGAUUGAUCCAUAUCAAUCUAGUGUCGAGUAUCGAUUACAAGAAUUAACUAAACGUUUAUUGACACUUGAAACAAAACUAUCGGAAGAUGUAUCUACAGUUCUACUAAUCUUACGAAAUCAAUUCCAAUCAAAUAACUUAUAA
Adineta ricciae is the source of this 459-nucleotide messenger RNA. The record is from the annotation of a GenBank genome assembly. Lineage: Eukaryota; Metazoa; Rotifera; Eurotatoria; Adinetida; Adinetidae.